AGUUGAUUCUUCUUUGAUCAACCUGAAGCGUAAUCUGUUUAUUAAAGUUGUCUAGAAUCUUUUAAUAUAUAGAAUCAUCAUCACCUACUACCAACUCUUUGGCUUUCGCUUUUAUUCGCAAACAGAACAAUAUCUGUAUUGUGAUCUGUGUCAAAGUUGUCUGCAAUUUUUUAACAAAAAUUUCAUUGUCAGAUGCCUAAUUCUUUGGCCUUUUCUUUUUAUCAAAAGAACAAUAUCAGUAUUAUCCAUUUCACCCAGUAGUGCUCUAAUUUAAACUAAUUAAGAUUUUGUGGGUUUUUCAUACUUUUGUUUAUGUGAUUUUAAUUAUAUAUAACGUUCAUAAGCAUGCACUUCCUCUGGUGAUACCAUACCCCGUGUGUGUGUGUAUUCCUUUUCCAACUCUGACAAUAGCAAUUAGUCCAAAGAAAAUGGCAACCAGUGGUUUGGAGAUCACACUCCGUCCUUAUAGGAUCAACGAUGCUGAUGACUUCCUCGUAUAUGCUGGCGAUGAGAAGGUGACAAGAUUCACCAGGUGGAACACAUUCACUUCCAAGGAAGAGGCACUUUCUUACAUCAGCAACUUCUGCAUUCCCCACCCGUAGUGCAGAUCCAUAUGCAUCGGUGACCAUUCGAUCGGAUUUGUGCUCAUCAUGCCACGAGAGGGCGAUGACAAGUGUCGAGCGCGUGUGGGGUACGCCUUGGCUGCCGAGUACUGGGGCCAAGGCAUAACACCUAGAGCUGUGAAGGUGGCCAUUUCUGAAGGGUUUAGAGAAUUCCCACAUUUGGUUAGAAUGGAAGCCUUGGUUGAGGUAGAGAACAAGGCCUCUCAAAAGGUGUUGGAAAAAAUCGGGUUCUACAAGGAAGGUAUCCUAAGGAAGUAUACCUUUAACAAAGGCACAGUAAAAGAUAUUGUCAUGUACAGUCUUUUGUCUGGUGAUCUUAUGACCUGAAUUGU
Morus notabilis is the source of this 955-nucleotide messenger RNA. RefSeq lists its product as uncharacterized. Lineage: Eukaryota; Viridiplantae; Streptophyta; Magnoliopsida; Rosales; Moraceae. The transcript has a single exon. The record is from RefSeq and is a predicted model, not a curated record. Gene Ontology annotation, molecular function: acyltransferase activity, transferring groups other than amino-acyl groups.